ACCUAGUGGCGUUCAAUAAGGUCGGCUGCUGGCAAAUUUUUCCGACUUCGAAUUCGAAACGAUUUAUUUAUCAAAAUUAUUAGAAGCGUAUAAAAGUAACUUUCGUAUAAAAUACGGCUAAUUAGUCACUAACUGUCAAAUAAGGUCAGACAUUCAGACAAAGGACAAUGCUACGCUCUCUUUCUGCCACACGACAUGAAUUGGGCGCACUUCGUGCCGUCUUCCUUCGCUCGCAGGUGUCGCGACGUGGAUUCAACGGCGGAUUUCGGGCCUUGAGCAGUCAGCGAUGCUUGCUUGGAAUCAGAACAACACCUAAUGGAAUACCGAUUCUCAGCCGACCCCAAAUAUUGUCCACAUGGAAUUGCAAUUUCGCCCGCGCCUACGCCAACUUGCCGGAUCACAUACGUGUCCCACUGCCAGCACUGUCGCCAACCAUGGAUCGUGGCUCGAUUGUCAGCUGGGAGAAGAAAGAAGGCGACAAGCUAAAUGAGGGUGAUCUGCUGUGCGAGAUCGAAACGGACAAGGCCACCAUGGGCUUUGAGACGCCCGAGGAGGGUUAUUUGGCCAAGAUUUUGGUGCCUGGCGGCAGCCGGGAUGUGCCCGUUGGCAAGCUGGUCUGCAUAAUUGUCCCCGAUGAGGGUAGCAUAGCUGCCUUCGCAGAUUUCAAGGAUGACUCUCCCGCUGGAGCUCCGGCGCCUGCUGCUGCUGCUGCCGCUCCACCACCACCACCGCCAGUUGCUGUCCCAGUUGCUGCCCCAGUUGCUGCAGCGCCAGAACCACCACCAGCCGCCGCUCCAGGUACCGCUACCGCGCCAGGCGGUCGUGUCUAUGCAAGUCCAAUGGCAAAGAAAUUAGCCGAAACUCAAAAGAUGCGCUUACAAGGCAAAGGUUCCGGCGUCCAUGGCUCACUUAAAUCUGGUGAUCUUGCAGCCUCGCAGGCGGCUGAACAGCCUUUGGCCCAUCCGCCGGCCGCCGCGCCCGGUGCCCGCUUCAAGGACAUCCCCCUGACGACCAUGCGCAGUGUCAUCGCCAAGCGUCUGCUGGAGUCCAAGCAGAAUCUGCCACACUACUAUGUAACCGUUCAGUGCCAGAUCGACAAGUUGAUGGAGUUCCGCGCCCAUGUGAACAAAAAGUAUGAGAAAGAGGGUGCCCGCGUCUCCAUCAACGAUUUCAUUAUUAAGGCUAUUGGCAUUGCUAGUCGCAAGGUGCCCGAGGCGAACUCAUCUUGGAUGAACACCUUUAUAAGGGAGUAUGACGAUGUCGAUGUAUCUGUUGCGGUCUCCACGGACAAGGGUCUCAUUACGCCCAUUGUCUUUGGUGCCGAUCGCAAGGGUGUGCUGGAGAUCUCGAGGAAUGUUAAGGAGCUGGCGGGUAAGGCACGCGCCAACAAGUUGCAGCCACAAGAAUUCCAGGGCGGCACCAUAUCUGUGUCCAAUUUGGGCAUGUUCGGUGUCAAUCAAUUCUGCGCCGUUAUCAAUCCUCCGCAAUCGUGCAUCCUGGCCAUUGGUACAACAACGAAAAGUCUGGUUCUGGCUCCGGACAGUCCCCAGGGUUUCAAGGAAGUUAAUAUGCUGACCGUAACGCUGAGUGCCGAUCACAGAGUUGUUGAUGGCGCCGUGGCUGCCGUUUGGCUGAAGCACUUCCGCGACUUCAUGGAGGAUCCACAGACAAUGAUUCUUUAAGACGUGUAAUUUUAUAUAUCGAAAAGCCGAUCGCCAUUGUUUCAUCGAGCGAAAAGGUCCCAGGCUCAAGUUCAAAUCCCGGCUAAAGAUAUUGGAAUAGUUUCAGUGUUAUAUAUGUAUAUAUAUAUUUAUAUAUAGAUAUAUAUAUAUAUAUAAAUUUGUAUAUUUUUAAUUGGUUGCUGCUGCUGUUGUGUCUUGGCCUAAAUUAUGUUUUCACUGCUCGACUCAUAGCGCCAUAGUUUCUAGCCGAAUGAUAUUCGAUAUGAAUUUUACUCAAGUCACAUUUAACAAGCAUAUAAAUAUAAAUUAAAUGUAUGCCUAAACUCAGUCAUUGGUCAUAACAGUAGCCUUGAAGUAUCUGGAACGGUUAAAUAAAUAAAGCACAUGUAUGUAGUCCCCUAUUCUUAAA
Drosophila grimshawi is the source of this 2091-nucleotide messenger RNA. It is a transcript of the gene muc, whose product is annotated as dihydrolipoyllysine-residue acetyltransferase component of pyruvate dehydrogenase complex, mitochondrial. Gene Ontology annotation, cellular component: pyruvate dehydrogenase complex. The transcript is spliced from 7 exons. The coding region runs from base 168 to 1682 and encodes 504 amino acids. NCBI's taxonomy places the organism in Eukaryota, Metazoa, Arthropoda, Insecta, Diptera, Drosophilidae. Gene Ontology annotation, biological process: pyruvate decarboxylation to acetyl-CoA. The record is from RefSeq and is a predicted model, not a curated record. Gene Ontology annotation, molecular function: dihydrolipoyllysine-residue acetyltransferase activity.